Mercurialis annua (annual mercury) is the source of this 2853-nucleotide messenger RNA. Its product is annotated as beta-galactosidase 16-like. Bases 271 to 2715 code for a protein of 814 amino acids. Gene Ontology annotation, molecular function: carbohydrate binding; beta-galactosidase activity. The record is from RefSeq and is a predicted model, not a curated record. NCBI's taxonomy places the organism in Eukaryota, Viridiplantae, Streptophyta, Magnoliopsida, Malpighiales, Euphorbiaceae. The transcript is spliced from 19 exons. Gene Ontology annotation, cellular component: vacuole; cell wall. Gene Ontology annotation, biological process: carbohydrate metabolic process.
CUUAUCUUACUCGAUCUUAUUACAGCUAUCUAAAAUAUUUGGUAAUUAAAUUUGAUUUACAGUGUCAGCAUAUCAAAUAAAGUAUCCACCAAUAUAAAAUGUACAGAAUCUCCUACUUGGUAUUCAAAUCUAAUUAACUCCCCAAUUUCCAUUUUUAUACUGAUACCAUUUUGUAUUUAGUGGCUUGAGAGAGAAAGCAUACAUUUCAUGAUCAGUCUCUGAUUAGGGCAUAGAGAGAGAGAGAGAGAGAUUUUUAUAUAGCUUAUAAGCAUGGUGAUAAAGUUCAUGUUUUUGGUGGUGGUGGUGGUGAUAGUUGCGGUGGACGGUGGAGAUGUAACGUACGACGGACGAUCUUUGAUUAUCGACGGACAGCGAAAGCUUCUGUUUUCUGGUUCUAUUCACUAUCCAAGAAGCACUCCUGAGAUGUGGCAGUCUCUGAUAGCCAAAGCUAAGAAUGGAGGGGUAGAUGUGAUAGAGACUUACGUGUUCUGGAACCUCCAUGAGCCACAACCUGGACAGUAUGAUUUCAGUGGAAGACGUGAUAUAAUAAGAUUUGUUAAGGAAGUUGAAGCACAAGGCCUCUAUGUCUGCCUUCGAAUUGGACCUUUUGUUCAGGGUGAAUGGUCCUACGGAGGGCUGCCAUUCUGGCUGCAUGAUAUCCCAGGCAUGGUUUAUCGAUCGGACAAUGAACCUUUCAAGGUUGAGAUGCAAAAAUUUACUACAAAGAUAGUAACAAUGAUGCAAUCAGAGAGCUUAUAUGCUUCACAAGGAGGUCCAAUCAUACUAUCACAGAUUGAGAAUGAGUAUGGAACUGUGGAAGAAGCAUAUCAUGAAAAAGGACCAAUUUAUGUGAAAUGGGCUGCACAAAUGGCAGUUGGACUUAACACAGGCGUGCCAUGGGUUAUGUGCAAGCAAGAUGAUGCUCCUGAUCCUGUGAUAAAUUCAUGCAAUGGGAUGAGAUGUGGAGAAACAUUUGUUGGGCCGAACUCUCCAGAUAAGCCUGCAAUUUGGACUGAGAAUUGGACUACCCGAUAUGUAAUAAAUGGGGAGAAUCCACGGUCAAGAUCAGCGGAGGACAUUGCAUUUCAAGCUACACUAUUUGUAGCUGCAAGAAAUGGAAGCUUUGUAAAUUAUUACAUGUAUCAUGGAGGAACAAAUUUUGGAAGAGUGGCUUCUGCAUUUACUCCCACAAGUUACUACGAUGAAGCACCUCUGGAUGAGUAUGGAUUAAUCAACCAACCUAAAUAUGGUCAUUUAAAGGAGAUGCACGCUGCAAUUAAGCUCUGUUCAACUCCUUUACUAUCAGGAGGCCAAGUUACCAUUUCAUUAGGCCAACAGCAACAAGCCUAUGUGUUUAAUACAGCAUCAGGAGAAUGUUCUGCUUUUCUUGUCAACAAUGACACUGCAAAUUCAGCAUCGGUUCAAUUUCGAAAUAGUUCAUAUGAUUUGCCUGCAAAAUCAAUUAGCAUUUUACCUGAUUGCAUCAACGUUGCCUUCAAUACUGCAAAGGUAAGUACUCAAUACACUACAAGACGUAUGGUGAGAAAGAAGGUGCUAGAUGCAGCAGAAUCGUGGCAGCAAUACGAAGAACCGAUUCCUAACUUUGACGACACUACCAUAAGAUCAGAAACUAUAUUGGAGCAAAUGAGUACUACAAAAGAUGCUUCAGAUUACCUCUGGUAUACUUUCAGAUUUCCGCAAGAAUCAUCUGAUAACCAAGCAGAGCUAAAAGUGAGGUCUCUCGGCCAUGUUCUUCAUGCCUUUGUCAAUAGUCAACAAGUAGGUUAUGCUCAGGGAAGUCACAGCAAUCCACAAUUUAAUCUCCAGAGUACAAUUUUUUUGAAUGAAGGAGUUAACAAUGUCUCCUUGCUUAGCGUGAUGGUCGGAAUGCCGGAUUCAGGAGCAUAUAUGGAAAAAAAGGUAGCCGGAUUAAGGAAGGUGAUGAUUGAAGAAAAACAGGGUAACAAGGAUUUCACCAACUAUUCAUGGGGAUAUCAGGUGGGUUUAAUUGGAGAGAAGUUACAAAUAUUCUCAGAGCAAGGUUCAACUCAAAUUCAGUGGGCUAAUCUUUCUAAUAAUUCUCACAGUCCACUCAUAUGGUAUAAGACACUAUUUGACGGUCCAGUAGGAGAUGCACCAGUGGCUUUAAACCUUGGUUCCAUGGGAAAGGGUGAAGCUUGGGUUAAUGGCCAAAGCAUUGGAAGAUAUUGGCCUUCGUAUCGUUCACCAGAUGGAUCUUCACAGUUAUGGUACAAUGUGCCAGGAUCUUUCCUGAAACCCAAAGACAAUCUAUUAGUCGUAUUAGAAGAAUUGGGUGGGAACCCUCUUGAAAUAUCAGUGGACAGCGCAUCAAUUUCACAGCUAUGCAGCCACGUCAGCGCCUCUCAUCUGCCACCUGUGCUAAGUUCAUGGAACAAAAGCAGCAAUACAUACAAGAAAUUGCAGCAUAGAAGGAAGGCUUCAGCUGAAUUGAAUUGCCCUUCAAAUUCCAAAAUUUCUAACAUUUUAUUUGCAAGCUAUGGCACUCCACUUGGUACCUGUGGUGGAGAUAGUUUUGGUGUUGGAAUGUGUCACUCUUCUUCUUCAAAAUCCAUUCUUCAAAAGGCAUGCCUGGGGCAGAGGAGGUGUAAGGUUCCUGUGUCCAGUAAAUACUUUGGAGGUGAUCCAUGUUCGGCAAAUGAAAAAUCAUUGUUGGUAAUUGCACAAUGCAAAUGAUAAAUUUUUUUGUAUUUCUUGAUUAUCUGUAAAUUUUUAUAUUUUUAUGGGAACCCCUUAAAAGUAAGGGGACUGUUAAAGCCACAAACCAUAAUGUUCAUUUUUAUUUAAUUUAGUUCCCAUCAAAUUAUCAAUUUA